Molecule: messenger RNA, 276 nt
Organism: Vanrija pseudolonga
Lineage: Eukaryota; Fungi; Basidiomycota; Tremellomycetes; Trichosporonales; Trichosporonaceae
Exons: 1
Coding region: 1-276 (91 amino acids)
Source: RefSeq, a predicted model, not a curated record
AUGCUGUGGCUCGGCGAGCGUAUCUCGAUAGCGCACGCCUGCGCCCACCACCCCGCCUCGGGGUGGACCGAGGACCAGAGACGCCGCCUGUACGCGCUCAAUGCGGCCGGGCUGGUCUCGGCUGGGGAGGUCGACAUGGCCGAGUUCGUGCAGCUCAUGCUGGAUACCGGCGUGGUCGAGCUGCAGGACGUGUACGUCCGUCAUAAUGCGCUCCGCGAGGCGGUGGUCGCCCGCGUCGAGGUGCUCCGCCGCCUUUUGGAGGAGUCGCAGCUGUAA